AGGUGUAUAGGGGGACAGGGGCUAGUUCCCAUCAAAUAGCACGAAUGACGUGACACCUUGUACAGCGUAUAACCAGCCAGCUGUAUGUUGAUAGUGUCGUCGUUCAGCCACGAAUCCGUGAAGCUUAAUAUAUUCGUUUUAAUAUUCUGCGUAAAUUAGUUUAAUCUUCUGCGUAAAAAAAAAGAAGAAAUUCUCCAAAGAUUACAGGUUUGCUAGCAGAAUGGAAGGAAGUGGGGGUUUAUUCGAUCGCCAAUGAAUUCUCAGAAGGCAGCCCGCCCUUCGGCCCCUUUUUCUCAGGCGCCUCUUCACGCAAAUCAAGGGGAUCUGGGCCUGUUCCCGAGAAAGCAGUAUAUCCUUGGCGUCUUGCUCGUCGGACUCGUGAAAGGAAAAAAAGGAUUCUACUAGUCUGUGUAAGUAUGGCGAUGAAAUCCGGAGAGGAGCGGUUGAAGGAGAUGGAGGCUGAAAUGGCUCUGUUUGAGCAGGAGGUCCUGGGGGGUCAAGUGGCAAUGACUGCAGGAGACCCUGUAGUGAUGGAGGUGCUCCCUAUGGGUAUUCCUAUGGCUGUUCCUAUGAUCCGGCCCAUCAUCGGCACCAACACCUACCGACAGGUCCAGCAAACCUUGGAUGCAAGGGCUGCCACUUUCGUGGGACCUCCACCCCCUGCAUUUGUAGGCCCAGCUAUAACCCCAGGUGUCAGACCACCGCCAAUGAUGAGACCAGCGUUUAUGCCGCACAUCCUGCAGAGACCAGGGGGUCCGAGGAUGCCUAUGAUGCGUGGUCCCCCUCCACAGGGUAUGAUGGCUCCCCCACUGCCACGCCCUCCUCCUCCCCCGCCCAUGAUGAUGGCACCCCCCAUGCAAGGACCCCCUCAGCAUCCCAUGGACCCAAUGGGGCAUAUGAGCUCAGGAGGACCCCCGGUGGGAUCGACCCAUGGUACACCCAUGGGACACUCCAUGGUGUCUGCACCCUCCAGGUCUGUGACCCAGGCCCCUCCCAAGCUCACCCCCUCGAUCAUCUCUGCGGCCCCCACUGUCUACACGGCUCCCUCCUCCGGACCCAAGAUACCAGACAUCCAUGCCCAGAGAAAGGCUCGCAUGGAGGAGCUGGCAGCGUCUGUAGCAGAGCAGCAGGCAGCGGUGAUGGCCGCCGGACUGCUGGAGGCUAAGAAGGAGGCCAGCCUGGCCGCCUCAGAUGACAACGUUAUCGGACCCAGCAUGCCAGAGCCCGAGCCCGUCCACACUGAGCCAGUGGAUAGCACAGCAGAGGAGAAGAAGAAGGGUAAGCAAGAGAAGGCGAAGAAGUGUAUCCGUACAGCCGCAGGCACCAGCUGGGAGGACCAGAGUCUACUGGAGUGGGACUCAGAUGAUUUCAGAAUCUUCUGUGGAGACCUUGGCAAUGAGGUGAACGACGACAUCCUGGCAAGGGCAUUCAGCCGCUACCCCUCCUACCUGAAAGCCAAGGUGGUGCGGGACAAACGCACAGGCAAGACCAAGGGAUACGGCUUUGUCAGCUUCAAGGACCCCAAUGACUACGUCCGCGCCAUGAGGGAGAUGAACGGGAAGUAUGUGGGCAGCAGACCCAUCAAACUGAGAAAGAGCAUGUGGAAGGACAGGAACAUGGAAGUUGUACGCAAGAAACAGAAGGAGAAAAAGAAACUGGGACUGAGAUAGACAAUGUUUCCCUUUUGUAUGUAUGUGCAAGUGUUCUUUUGACUGGGAGUGUGUGAGAAUCACACUGAUGGCAUAAUACAGUUGCCAUUGCCCAGUUGGAAGGCCACUCAUCCAGCUAUCUGACAUGUUUUCAAUUACCACAGAGUAGGGAUGUCAUUUUACUCAUAGAGCAUGGUUAAACUAGGCUACAAAACACUGUACAUUGCACUGGCCCUGGUUGCAAUGGUUAGACAUGAACCUUUCCCUUAUGAACCAUGCCCUUAUGAAGUUUAGAAUGUACUGAUCUCCAGUUUUUUUAUUUUAACAUUUUAGUUUGUAAAAAAAUUCUGAACAUUACUCAGAUUUUCUUAGUUGGUAUGGCUCCCAUGCAUCUCAGAUGUCUGAAGUGUGAGAUUGGUGAUCUAUUGUGCUAUUGUGGAAACUACUUCCAAUGGCAAUUAUGUAUUUCCGGAUAGCCUCUGUUAUUCAUACAGCAAACCAUUUUAUUUUAUGGAAAAUCUAAAUGUUUGUACAUUAAAGUGGUUUAUUUUGAAGCAGUGGAUUCAAACCAAUGCAAAGUUUUUAAAAUAAACCAAAUGGCUUGACA
Messenger RNA from Salvelinus sp. IW2-2015, 2256 nucleotides. The record is from RefSeq and is a predicted model, not a curated record. Lineage: Eukaryota; Metazoa; Chordata; Actinopteri; Salmoniformes; Salmonidae.